CGAAGCCGGGGUCUGAAAAUUUUUGAACAGUCAGACUUCUCCUACAUUGAUGGCGACUCUCUCUCCUCAGAUCUCGGCGGUCUGCCUCCGACGACGGCUGUGUGAGUGUGGCGUCCUUAAUCUCGGUGAAACGACGUCACUCUACGGACCGAAGAGUGGUACAGAGCGACGUCGUUUCACCAUAGACUAUGGUGAUAGCGCCGGCGGCGAAGAUCCGAUCGGCUUCGAGACCCUGAAUUCCGAUGGGUACUCUUCAAUUAUACUGUACUGUCUUCAAUUUUGCGGUUUGUUUUCUGGGCAUUUCCCGAAACGGGGAACUAUAGUGCUAGUUUUCUGAAUUACAGGGCCAAACUUUAUUUUUUAUUUAUAUAUUUUUUUUGAGAAUAAUUGAUUCCAUCUCCUAGUUGACUUUGGAUUAGUGUUUCUAUAUAUUCCUAUUUAAAUUUGGUUUCCUAGACCUAGUUGGAUACAAAUCUCUAAUAUAAAGCUUGCCGGAAUCAAAUAUUGCUAAGGAGAUGAAGAUGAAGUCAAUAAGGAGAGACCGUCUUCGAAAGAUUGAGGAAGACGCUCAAAGACUGUGGGAAGAGAAGCAAGUUUUCAGGGCUGAACCCCGUGAAAAUCCUCCCCAACCAGGAGAGAAGUUUUUCGGAAAUUUCCCUUUCCCGUACAUGAAUGGUUUCCUUCAUCUGGGACAUGCAUUCACCAUCUCCAAGCUUGAGUUUGCUGCCGCUUAUCAUAGGUUAAGAGGUGUCAAUGUGCUCUUACCAUUUGCUUUCCAUUGCACCGGAAUGCCCAUCAAAGCUGCCGCCGAUAAACUUGCAAGAGAGCUCCAACAGUUUGGCUACCCUCCAGUAUUUCCCAUUGAUGUGAAGCAAGAUAAAAUUGCAGCCAAAGCAAAAGCCGAAGCUGGAGCAGAGAAAAAACAUAAGGGAAAGAAGGCCAAGGCUGCAGCAAAGUUCGCCGGACAAGUCUUCCAAUGGGAAAUUAUGCGUGAUGGUUUCGGAUUGUCUGACAGUGAGAUAUCCGAGUUCCAGGACCCGGAAAAGUGGUUGAAGUUUUUCCCACCACGUGGGGUGGAAGACCUGAAAGCUUUUGGGUUGGGAUGUGAUUGGAGACGUUCCUUUAUUACUACAGACAUGAACCCUUUCUUUGACAACUUUGUGAAAUGGCAGGUUAGGAAGCUCAAAUCCAAGGGUAAGAUUGUGAAAGAUGUCCGGUACACUAUAUUCUCCCCAUUCGAUGGGCAGCCGUGUGCAGAUCAUGAUAGGGCAAGAGGAGAAGGAGUUCAGCCACAAGAAUACAUUGUCAUCAAAAUGGAGGUAGUAGCACCUUUACCCUCAAAAUUUGGAUCAGUGUUGAAAGGGAGGAAGGUAUUCCUAGCAGCAGCAACGUUGAGACCCGAGACCAUGUAUGGACAAACAAAUGCAUGGGUAUUACCCGAUGCUAAGUAUGGAGCCUUUGAGAUCAACGAUACAGAUGUCUUUAUUCUUACACAUAGAGCAGCACUUAAUCUUGCUUAUCAGAAGUACUCUAGGGUCCCAGAGAAACCUACUUGCUUGGUCAAACUGACUGGUUAUGAUUUGAUUGGCCUUCCAUUGAAGUCACCACUUGCAUUCAGUCAUAUCAUUUAUGCCCUUCCUAUGUUGACCAUCCCAACUGACAAAGGCACGGGGAUAGUGACCAGCGUACCUAGUGAUGCUCCUGAUGAUUAUAUGGCUCUGCAUAAUUUAAAGUCAAAAUCUGCUUUGAGGGAAAAAUAUGGUGUGAAGGAAGAAUGGGUGAUGCCGUUUGAGGUUAUCCCAAUCAUCAAAGAAGGAACACUGACCGUGGGAGAAUUCGUAGGAAGGGAAGUGCAGGAGGCGAAACCCUUAAUAAAAAGGAAGCUGAUAGAGGCGGGAGAAGGAAUUAUAUAUUAUGAACCUGAGGAGCAAGUUGUGUCCCGGUCGGGUGAUGAAUGUGUUGUGGCACUUACAGAUCAGUGGUACAUCACAUAUGGGGAAACUGAAUGGAAAAAGAUGGCUGAAGAGUGCUUGUCCGGCAUGAGCUUAUAUUCCGAUGAGACUCGGCAUGGAUUUGAGCACACUAUAGGGUGGUUGAAUCAGUGGGCUUGUUCACGAUCUUUUGGACUUGGGACUCGUAUCCCCUGGGAUGAAGAAUUCUUAGUUGAGUCACUGUCUGAUUCAACUAUUUACAUGGCUUAUUACACCAUUGCUCAUUUCUUACACAAUGGAGAUAUGUAUGGUGCCAGCAGGUCAGAAGUUAAACCUGAGCAAAUGACUGAUGACGUCUGGGAUUUUAUUUUCUGUGAUGGCCCAUAUCCCAAGUCUUCUGACAUCUCAUCAUCAAUUCUUAAGAAAAUGAAGAAAGAGUUUGAAUAUUGGUAUCCUUUUGAUCUACGAGUGUCAGGCAAGGAUUUGAUCCAAAACCAUCUAGCCUUCUGCAUAUACAACCACACGGCUAUUAUGACUUCCAACAAGUACUGGCCUCGUGGGUUCAGAUGUAAUGGGCACCUCUUGCUAAAUGGUGAGAAGAUGUCCAAGUCUACAGGGAACUUUAGGACCCUUCGCCAGGCAAUUGAGGAAUUUUCUGCUGAUGCCACUCGGUUCUCUUUGGCUGAUGCCGGAGAUGGUGUGGAUGAUGCAAAUUUUGUAUUUGUGACUGCCAAUGCUGCAAUCUUGCGGCUCACUAAAGAGAUUGCAUGGAUUGAACAAGUUUUGGCUUCAGACUCUUGUUUGAGAACAGGUCCCCCAUCUACUUAUGCUGACAGGGUCUUUGCUAAUGAGAUAAACAUUGCUGUACACAGGACUGAGCUGAAUUACCGAGAUUACAUGUUCCGAGAAGCCCUCAAGACUGGGUUUUAUGACCUUCAAGCAGCCAGGGAUGAGUACAAGUUUUCGUGCGGUGCUGGGGGCAUGAACCGUGAUUUGGUAUGGCGUUUUGUGGAUGUGCAGACGCGUCUUAUUACUCCAAUCUGCCCACACUAUGCAGAAUAUGUGUGGAGGGAACUUUUGAACAAGGAAGGGUUUGUGGUAAAUGCAGGAUGGCCUGUUGCUGAUGCUUCAGACUUAACCCUCCAGAGUGCCAAUAAGUAUUUGCAAGACUUCAUUGUUUUGAUGAGGAAGCUUUUUCACAAGCAAGUUUCAGGUUCAAAUAAAGGCCAUAAGGGUACUCCAGUUACAUUGAUCACUGGAGAGAACAAGCUAACCGGCUUGGUAUAUGUUAAUGAGCAUUUUGAUGGGUGGAAGGCAGAGUGCUUGAAAAUACUUCAAAUUCACUUUAACAGUGACACUCGUACAUUUUCUUCUGACAAGCUGAUACAGGAGGCGCUUCAAAACAGUUCUAUUGGUCACUCUAAAGAUUUUCGAGAAACCCUGAAGUUGUGUAUGCCUUUCAUAAGGUCAAAGAUGGAUGAAGCAAUUGUGAUUGGGCCUUGUGCCUUGGACUUAACGUUGUCAUUUGGAGAGAUUGAGGUCCUUCAUGAGAACUUGGACUUGAUCAAGAGGCAAAUCGGUCUUCAAGAGUUGCAUGUUUUGUCCUUUGCCAACCCUGAUGCUCGGGCUUUAGCUGGUCCUCAUGUCAAGCAGAUAGAUCGGAAUCCUCCAUUUCCUGGGAGCCCCACUGCCAUCUUCUUGACUUAUUAGCUGAUUAAUUUUGUUGAUAUAUAUCUGCAAUCUCUCAUUAUUUUUGUAGUUAUUUGGUCUGUAAUCCAAACUUUCGAAUAUUAAUAUAUUAUUUUAUAUAUAAAGCGUCAAUGUUACUGUUACACUGUUCCUGAGAGUCUGGAAAAGUCGUUUCUGUCCUUGCUCUUCUCUGUGUUGGAUAGGUAAAACGAUCGGGUUGGAAUUGGGUGGCUUACAUCAACAUCAACAAAAGCGAAAGAAGAGAGGAGAGAGAAAAGAGGAAUAGAAGAGACGAUUUGAAGAUUUUGGUCGACUUUCGGAGGACGGUUUGGGUUGAGGAAGGUUUCAAUAGAAGAAGAGAGGAAGAGAGAAGGCGAAACAAAAAAGAGAGAGAGGAGAACGGGAAAGAAGGAAAAGAAGAAGAAGAAGAGAGAGACGGAUGUCAGAUUAGUUUUUUUGUCGUUUGCAGCCUCUGUAAAGGUUCAGAGAGCAAAGGACAAAUCAAUUUACGUUUGUUUUGGACAAGGUGUGGACUGUUGAUAGAAGUUGAGUCUCACUUUUGGCAUUUCUCUAUCAGAUAACAUCUAUCAAUGGAAACCGGGAACUAGGAGUAUAACACUCACUGUAUUUUCUCAAUUGAUGCGAUUCUCUAAGAUUCUCAACUAGGAGCGGUUUGUGCUUCAGUCUAAGGCAAUGAGAAUGAGUCUCAGAUUAGGUGGAAGUUUGAAGGUUCAAGACUUGAAUGCCAUAAUGCGCAUCUUUGGGAUGCUGAAAACAUGACAUGAUCUUUCCCAGCAAAGGGCGACAAGUUGUUGGCGUCGCAAAAUGCAGAGAGCCAUCAGAGAGGAAGGGUGAAAAGGGGAGCGAAAGAGUAAAGAGUUGAGGAAAGGUGAUGGGCGUUAUCAUUCAUCUACCCAUAAAAGGUGUGCUUCUUCAGACAGUUUUUCAGGUCAGUUACUAUGAGUACCUGACUCUGAGGCAUGGUUUUAUCUCGGCACAUAUAGCACCUGAGAUAAUUUAUUCUCAUGCUAAUGGGUGAGAGAAGAGGAUUUGGCAAAGGACUGGAAACUGCACUCGAAGCAUCUUCGUUGUACUUUACAAUUUUCUGAGGAGGUUAAACUGGUCACCCGAGACCCAUAGGAAGGCAUAGAUGGACGGGAAGAUAUGAAGCUCAUUUAUGGAACAAAGGGUCUUGGAAUCCAACAUGAAGGAAGAAGGGAAAACAGAGGCUUAUUACGAAUAAGAAUCCACAGCAAAAGCAUAUGAGUUAGCAGCACUCAAGUAGUGGGGAACAUCAACUUUUACAAAUUUUCCAAUGUCGGAUUUAUGAGAAUGAAAUUGAUCUGUUGAACACUAACAAAAAGAAGAGUACUUGGCCUCUCUAAGAAGCGAUUUAUUCAUCUUCAAAUUAGUAAGCAGUUGAGCAGCCUACCUUAACUAUUGUAAAAAUUUCAAGAGAUGAAUUUGAUCUAUCUAUUUACUAAUUGUUUGAUA
Messenger RNA from Rosa chinensis, 5114 nucleotides. Its product is annotated as leucine--tRNA ligase, cytoplasmic. The transcript is spliced from 11 exons. Lineage: Eukaryota; Viridiplantae; Streptophyta; Magnoliopsida; Rosales; Rosaceae. The record is from RefSeq and is a predicted model, not a curated record. The coding region runs from base 516 to 3641 and encodes 1041 amino acids. Gene Ontology annotation, molecular function: leucine-tRNA ligase activity; ATP binding; aminoacyl-tRNA deacylase activity. Gene Ontology annotation, biological process: leucyl-tRNA aminoacylation.